Messenger RNA from Spathaspora passalidarum NRRL Y-27907, 2217 nucleotides. Its product is annotated as alpha-mannosyltransferase. The coding region runs from base 1 to 2217 and encodes 738 amino acids. Gene Ontology annotation, molecular function: alpha-1,3-mannosyltransferase activity. The transcript has a single exon. Gene Ontology annotation, cellular component: Golgi apparatus. The record is from RefSeq and is a predicted model, not a curated record. Gene Ontology annotation, biological process: protein O-linked glycosylation. NCBI's taxonomy places the organism in Eukaryota, Fungi, Ascomycota, Pichiomycetes, Serinales, Debaryomycetaceae.
AUGACAAGACAUAGCAAGAGUAAUACAAGGUUGUUCUUUUAUCUUGUGGUAAUAACUUGGUUUAUAUCUGCACUAACUUGGAUAAGCGUAAUACAAUUCCUCCCGAGUCAAACACAUUCUGUGAAUUUCUCCUCUACAAGCAACGACUGGGAACAAGCGGUUCCUGAAAAUAAGCUAGAGUUACCCUCAUUCAAAGAAGAUCCCAUAAUAAAAUUAUUACAGGCAGAUUUGCAAGAUCUGUCUAACCUAGAAACUGAGUUACAUUCUCUGGUAUACGACCAGAUAUUCAAGAAUCAUGAAAUAAGCAGUGUGCUAUCCAACCUUGAUUUCAAUCAAAGGUGUGAUUUGUACUUUCGCAAUUUAUAUGUGGCUGACCAAAACUGGAAAUUAGAUCCUGAUACACAGUUUAACAUAGACUACAACUUUGAGGAAUUUUUGGAAUUUAGACAUAAACACUACGAUGAAUUCAAACAAGAAUUUUAUGCUAACCGAGGUGGAAGAGAUGUUAAAGAGUUAGCCAACUUCAUUAGAGAAAAAUACAACAAAGCAAAAGAGAAUGAUCAUGUACAGACUAUAGUGGAGUAUCUUUCAACGUUGAGAAUCUUUAACAAAUGCUAUGUUACUAAUGACAACAGAACCCAAAUAGAGGCCACCAAAAGCUUUGUGAAUAGACAGAAAACACAAAUACUUGAAGCUCCUGCAUUUGUAGAGACCAAACGAGAAAGGAUGACUGAUUUUAAAUCAGUAGGAUUAAAUGCAUUUGAACAUAGAGUGUACCCUUGGUUAUCCUUUGAAUACCCAUUAUAUGAACAUUGGUCAGGAGCAACGUUUUUUGACCCACCUACUCUCAAAACAGGCCAGGGAUACUGGGGAAAAAGAUCAACUUCCAAGACCUAUUCGUCGUUCCUUAGUGAAUUCAAAAACAAAUGUAAUGGUAAGGGAUUAGUCUUAACCAUGCCAGAUUCGCAUGUAGAUACCGUGGUUAAUCUUAUUCACUUAUUACGGGCCCUCAAAAACACCCUUCCCAUUCAAAUUGUCAACUUUGAACCAUUAUCAUUCGAUACAAAACAGAAACUAGUAACUGCUGCCCAAUCUGAUUUCAUAACGUUACCUAAAUCAUACGAUAAAGUAGCUAAGCAUCUUGGUUCUGACUAUUUGGGGCCCGGAGGAUUGCCCAAGCAGGAGAUAUGGUUUGUUAGUGUUGCCAAUGCCAUUGAUCGCCACUAUAGAGACAAAUUCAAAUAUUUUGGAAAUAAAUUCUUGGCUACCAUAUUCAAUUCUUUUGAAGAGUUUAUUCUCAUUGAUGAUGAUACAGUCAUGUUGCAAUCACCAGAAUACUUUUUCAAUAUAAAGAAAUAUCAAGAAACUGGAGCAUUAAUGUUUCGGGACCGUACAUCCGCCUUCCGGAAACUGGAUGAUUGCGAGUUUCUUAAAAGGUUAGGACCAGCUACGAUUGAUUCAAUCAUGUUUGAUAUACCAAUAAUGACGGAUUAUAGUAUAUCAAGACCAUUCUUCGAUAAAUUGUAUCAUUACAUCGAGGCCGGGUUAGUUGUUCUUAAUAGAAACAUUCAUUUCAAUUCCAUGCUUGUUAUUCUGCAGAUUAAUUUCUUCUCACCAAUAUCCAGUAAAGUGUACGGAGACAAAGAAUUAUUCUUUCUUGGAUUUGCAUUCAAUGGUGACGAAAAUUAUUAUGUCAAUACCCUCGGAGCUGCAUCUGUAGGGAACUUAACGGAUCCCCAGGAAAGACUAGGUCCGGAUGAUAAGCCACUACGUUCUCAAGAAUUAUGUUCUUCUCACCCCGGGCAUAUCAGUGAUGAAGAUGGUCAUACUUUACUAUGGAUCAAUUCGGGAUUUGCAAAUUGUCAUUAUGCAGAUAUAGUAGAUUAUUCCAAGGAAAUAACCUUUAAUACCGGGUUGAAAUUCCUUCCUCAGGAUGAAGACUCAUUCAAAAAACACUAUCUGUCCCCAUUGAGGAUUCGUAAUGCUAUAAUCCCACCAUAUGAUGGAUCAAUUCAUGUCAAUGUGCUAGGCGAGCCAAUGAGAGGCUGGGAUCAACAUAAAUAUUGUCGAGGGUAUACAUGGUGUGCAUACGAUAUAGUCGGGGGAUUAUCUACUAUGGGAAAGGUUAAUAGGAUCCAAGGCUCAUUGAUUGAGUAUAAAGAAUGGGAACAGAAUUUGUUUGAUUAUUAUGCUGAUAUUUGGGUUGGAGAGGAAUAA